CCUAAAGCGCGCUGCGCUGCGCUGCUUUCAGUUUGACGCUUGUUGUUGUUGUUCUGAGUUUGGUGAGAAACCUUUUCCAGACUGAACUCAGCCCUCUGAGGCUGCCUGACCUGCCGGAUGGAAACGGAACGCUUGCUGACCGGCAGCCUGAACGGAGCCUCCGGGGACUAUGGCUCCAGGUCCGGCUCGGAGCGCGGAGGGGCCCCGGGCAGCAGGAGGAUGUCGUACUCCGUCGCCGGAGACUCGUGCAGUGUGGCCCGGGACCCAGGUGACGAGCACCUUUACAUCCAGCAAGCUGUGGUAUUCAUCGAGGACGCCAUACAAUACCGCUCCAUUAACCACCGGGUGGACGCAGGCUCUCUCCGCCUGUAUCGAUGGUACUACUCCAGGAUCAUCCAGUGGAGUUUGGGUCUGACCAUCACGGUGGUGUUGCUGCUGGCAUUUGUGGAGCGCCCGUCCUCUUUGUCCAUCUCCUCGGACCCCCGGCAUCGCUCUCCACCCUGGCAGCCUCCCUGUGGCGUCACAGAGAGCAUCGAGAUGAUCUGCCUCAUCAUCUUCUCUCUAGAUGUCGCUGUUAAGAGCUAUUUGAUUGGCUGGGAGGAGUUCAGGAAGACCAAAUGGCUGAUUGGCUACACUGUGGUCAUUUCGAUCUCCGUCAUCGACUGGAUGCUGUCUGUCAGCAUGAUGUGUGAUGAGAAACUGAGAGUGCGGCGGCUCCUCCGACCGUUCUUCCUCCUGCAGAACUCUUCGCUCAUGAAGAAGACUCUGAAGUGCAUCAAGAGGACGCUGCCGGAGAUCGCCAGUGUCAUCCUGCUGCUGGCUCUCCACCUCUGCCUCUUCACCAUGAUCGGCAUGCUGCUGUUCCCUAAAACUGAGGACUCGAAGAAGAACGGCGAGUGGGAGUUACACUUCAGGAACCUGCCGAACUCUCUGACCUCUCUGCUGGUGUUGCUCACCACAGCCAACAACCCUGAUGUGAUGAUCCCAGCCUACUCCCUAAACAGAGGCUACGCCAUCUUCUUUGUGGCCUUCAGUGUCAUCGGAACCUACUGUCUGAUGAACUUACUGACAGCCAUCAUCUACAACCAGUUCAGGGGAUAUUUGCUGAUGUCGGUCCAGACGUCCAUCCUGAGGAGACGACUCGGGAUCCGAGCAGCUUUCCAGGUCCUCACCUGUCAGGGAGCCCAACAGGCUGCUGGGGCGCGUGUUUGUGUUGGUGCUGUGCUGCAGGUGAUGUCCACAGUGAAGAUGAAGAGCUACUACAGAACAGCCAUCACUACGGCAGCGCAGCAGUACACAGACGACGGCUUCAUGGAUCGAGAGCAGUUCACCAAGAUUUUUGAUGAACUCGAUAAAGACUGCAUCAAGGAGCACCCUCCUCUGCCUCAGUACAGCUCUCCGACCCUGCAGAGACUCCAGCUGAUCUUCAGUCACUACUAUCUCGUUAUAUUUGGAAAUGCUGUGGCCCUGGCCAAUGUUGUGUGUAUAUGUACUGUCCUGGUGUUGAAUUCUGAAAAGUCCACAGCAGAGAGAGACAACUUUGUCUUGGAGAUCAUCAACCUGUGCUUCAUCCUGUACUACCUGUUUGAAAUGUGUGUGAAGAUCUUUGCAUUUGGCUGGAAGGCGUACCUGUCCUACAGGAACAACAUCUUCGACGGCUUCCUUACCGUCCUGUUAUUGGCCCUACAGGUCACCAUUUUUAUCACCUACAGGCUUCCGUACUCUCAGUGGGAGCCCUCCUCUCACGGAGUGCUGUCGCUGUGGGAGAUGAUCCGCCUGGUCAACCUGCUGAUUGUCGUCCGCUUCCUGCGCAUCAUCCCAGACAUCAAGCUCAUGGCCCUGGUUGCGAGCACGCUGUUGGACCUGGUGAAAAACCUGCGUGCGUUUGCAGGGAUCCUGGUGGUGGUGUACUAUGUGUUUGCUGUGUUUGGGAUCUGGCUCUUCGAGGGCGCCAUCAAACCGCCUCUUGACGCCAGCUCCACGGAGAACACCACGUCUAACUUCAGCAUGGCGUGCGGGACCUACGAGCAGCUCGAAUACUGGCCCAACAACUUCGAUGACUUUGCUGCUGCCAUCAUUUUACUCUACGACGUCAUGGUGGUGAACAACUGGCAGGCCUUCAUCGACGCCUACAGCAGAUACACCACAGAGUGGUCCAAGAUCUACUUUGUGUGUUGGUGGCUCACCUCCUCGGUCAUGUGGGUCAACUUGUUUGUGGCGCUCAUCUUAGAGAACUUCAUCUACAAGUGGGAUCGCAGUCACAGCUGCUCUGUUGUUGAUGUGGAGAGGAUCAGAUACGAAACCUCGGUUCAGCUCAUAUUCAGAGGGCAGAUCCAAGAACCAACAGAAGAGGAAUUAGUUUGUCAGCUGCACCAGCAUCCACACCUGCACCUGCAGUGGUGACACGGGCGCUCACCUGCAGUCAGGACGCUGCUGCGGACGCACCGAGAGGUCGAAGCUCUGCCUCCGUGCCAUUUUAGAUUACUGUAAAUCUGUUUUUAGUAUUUCUGAGUAAAACCACUGUGAUUGACUCCACUGUAUUUAAAAAGGAAAAGUCAAAGUGUGAAAUUGCAGUCAGAUCCACAUUUUACAGACCUGCCAAAACAGCCUGCGAUGUAACGCUGCUCACGGAGCUUCAGUAUGAACCACCAAACCUUCAGGAGGCUUCGGUCUCUGAAAUGUUGAGAUUUGCACAGACAGCGAAAAUAAUCCAAGAACAUGACCUCAUCAAACUGCUGCUUUAAUGCAGAUCUGUCUUCACUGUCGGCCGUCCACCCUGAAACUAUCAACUGCAGAGUGAAACUCGGCUUUUACAGCAUCGGAUCGGUUCAUUUCCUCAGUCACAGCAGCUCUGAGAGCUGCACAGAGCUGCAUCAGUAUUACCGGAGCGAAUCGUUCUCCACAGAACAAACUGAGGGGCAGGACUUUAGCGUCUGUCCUGUUUGAUAACCUUGCAGAGGUCAGAUCAGGAAAGCACAACCUGCAGGUUUAAUGCAUCCCUAAAAAUCCAACACACACGUUUCCUCUGCAGCGCUGUUUAUUCAUCUAACUCAGGGGUGGAGCUAAAGGCUCGAGUAGGGCCGACUAAUUAAUACAAACCUUAAAUAUCUGACCUUUAAAUUUUAUGAAUUUACCCCACAGAGGAGCAGCAGCCUGGGAGAUGUUAAAAAAAUACAGAUCACUGGAUUCAACCAGUUUCUUCAGAUGGAGAAAUGUUUUCACUCCUUCAUAUUAAAACUGGGAUCACAGUCCCUGGAGUAGUUGUGUUAUUUAAAAAAUUGUAAGAUAUUAAUGACUUUCUUGCAGUUUUGACACUUUCCACUCCAGGCUGCAGGUUUAAUCAGCACUGAUCUCCACUGGUUUGCUGCGAGUGGUCCAGGUUUGCAGAGAUGUCUGCAACUGACGUCCAUCAACUGAGUCACUGAGCCGAAGGAAGCGUGACUCUGUCCAUGAUUAUGAUGCAAACACUGAUGGCAUCUCCUCUGAGUGGAGCUGGAGUGUUAGUUAUCCCCAUGUUUCCUUUGUGGAUCAAGUUACAGAAUCAUUUGUGUUCGUCUGAGGUUUUCUAAAGGCCCGGGUGCCAUUUAAUGCUGUCCUAACGAAGGGAGGGGAGCUGACAUCUCCAAAACAGGGCAACUCGCAUCAAAACUAUCCAGAUGGAUAAACAGCCCUACAGGCCCCAGGAAACGUGGAUAUUUCAUCAUCUUUGUCAUCUUCAUCAAUUAGACACCAGCUGUUCUGCAACUAGAACCUACACAAAGACAUAGAGACAGAAGCUGCAGGGAGCAGCGACAGCAGCGGUCUGAUGAACCCUGCAGGGACUCGGCUGCUGUCGCUGUGUUCAGCCUAUCAUAGCCCAGAUGGGUUCCUCACGCCCUCCUGUGUUACCUGCACACUGCUCCUGUCUGGUGUUGUUAUGUGUACUGUGCAUGUGUCUGACUCAGAUUCCUUGACUUGCUCGUCUUUAGGCUGCCCCUGACUUCAGGUCGGGACCUUCAGCACUCACAGCCUGAGGUGCUGAAACGCUCCUCCUGCUCAGAGCUCCUCACCAGCAGCAACAAAGAGAUCGGCUCGAGCAGAGUCUGAGUAAAGCUUCGAUGGUCCUCUGCUGCUCGGUUUCACUGAGAGACAUCACAGACGUCUGACAGAGAAAAGCUCAGAGGAAAGUCUGGUUGUUCUUUAAGUGCUGAGUGCACUGGAAGGAUGGACGCUUUGUUUGGCCCUUCUGUGCGGUUUUCCAGGGGAGUUCCAGGGAGCGUUGUUUGUUGGGUUUCCCCUCCUGUGAUGGAAGGACAAAAUUUUCUAGGAACCCGGAAACACUUUUAGCCAGAAGAGCACUGACCUGUUCAGCUUUUUGUCUGUGAGGGUGCUGCACUUCAUGGGGAAAUAAAAAUGUUCAUCUCUCAAAGGAUCAGAUCUGAUCUGUGGUGUUUUUGGCCUGUGGCCGAGCGCGCCACGAGGUUUCACUGGAAUCUGAUUACAGACUUCCUGCUGAGGAUCAGUCAGGCAGACUGCACAGAUAAAGAAAAGUGCUUCAGACAAACAAAGGUGUCUGUUAAUGCUUUCUAUUCUCACGCAGACAGCAGUGAGGGAAGCUCAGGGAGCGCUGAGGCUCUGGAUGAACAUCCUCUGAGAGUUUAGUGGUGCUGUGCUGAGUCAGUUCGGUGGUACAAGCUGUGAAACCAGUGGAUUCAGUUCUGUUUACUCAAAGGGCAAAAAGGGAAAAACUCACCUUUUGCAUGAAUGUCCCAAAACAGACUUCAAAUAAAUGUUUUGCAGAAA
This is a messenger RNA of Archocentrus centrarchus (flier cichlid), 4782 nucleotides long. RefSeq names its product two pore segment channel 2 (gene tpcn2). Gene Ontology annotation, biological process: transmembrane transport; endocytosis involved in viral entry into host cell; monoatomic ion transport. The record is from RefSeq and is a predicted model, not a curated record. Bases 118 to 2403 code for a protein of 761 amino acids. NCBI's taxonomy places the organism in Eukaryota, Metazoa, Chordata, Actinopteri, Cichliformes, Cichlidae. Gene Ontology annotation, cellular component: lysosomal membrane. The transcript is spliced from 25 exons. Gene Ontology annotation, molecular function: intracellularly phosphatidylinositol-3,5-bisphosphate-gated monatomic cation channel activity; ligand-gated sodium channel activity; voltage-gated channel activity.